AUGAUGAUGAGCAUCCUCAACGCCAUUAAAAAUGCAGUGGUGUGUGUAGUCCUGCUGCCCCGCUUCCUGGUGGCAGCUGUUGUCUUCUGGCUGAUGGACUUCUUGUGCAUCAGGAAAAGGGUUUUCCUCAGAAUGAGGGAGCAGGUUGAUGAGAUGGAUCCUCCUCUCUGCGUAUCGGACUCCAACCGCCUCUUUAGCCUCGAGUCCCUUAAAGCCAUCUGGCAUGGACAGAAGCUGGACUUUCUGAAAGCGGCUCAUCUCGGACACGGAGCGCCGGACACCGAGGUCGUCCAGCUGGAGGACCAGCGGAGCAGCCGGAUCCUGGACUACGCCAGGGACAAGAGACCGCUCAUCCUCAACUUCGGCAGCUGCACCUGACCACCGUUCAUGGCGCGUCUGAAGGCUUUCCAAGGGGUGGCGCGGCAGAACGCAGACAUAGCGGACUCUGUGGUGGUGUACAUAGAGGAGGCGCAUCCCUCUGACGGCUGGAGGAGCACCGACGCGCCGGUUCAGAUCCCCAGACACCGGUGCCUGCAGGACCGGCUGAGCGCGGCGCAGCUCAUCCACCUGGAGGUGCCCGGCUGCCUGGUGGUGGUCGACAGCAUGGAGAACCCCUCCAACGCUGCGUACGGAGCUUAUUUUAACAGACUUUAUGUGGUGCAGGAGGGGAAGGUGGUCUACCAAGGCGGCAGGGGACCCGAGAGGUAUCGGAUCUCAGAGCUCAGAGACUGGCUGGACCAGCACAGAAGAAGUCUGGAAACAGUUCAGCUCAUUAAUGUGUAG
Nematolebias whitei (Rio pearlfish) is the source of this 783-nucleotide messenger RNA. It is a transcript of the gene dio3a, whose product is annotated as iodothyronine deiodinase 3a. Gene Ontology annotation, molecular function: thyroxine 5'-deiodinase activity. The transcript has a single exon. The record is from RefSeq and is a predicted model, not a curated record. Lineage: Eukaryota; Metazoa; Chordata; Actinopteri; Cyprinodontiformes; Rivulidae.